Molecule: messenger RNA, 1364 nt
Organism: Musa acuminata subsp. malaccensis (wild Malaysian banana)
Lineage: Eukaryota; Viridiplantae; Streptophyta; Magnoliopsida; Zingiberales; Musaceae
Product: ethylene-responsive transcription factor WRI1
Biological process (GO): regulation of DNA-templated transcription
Molecular function (GO): DNA binding; DNA-binding transcription factor activity
Source: RefSeq, a predicted model, not a curated record
CAUCAGUCCCCCAAAGAACACCACUGCCCUUUCCAGCAGCAACCCACAUGAAACCUUCUCCUCCUCCUCCCCUCCCUGUAUCUCCUUCCACCUCCUCUUCUUCAAACUCGUCCACAUUCUCCUCCUGCGAUGUGCUUCAGGUGAGCAAGCCCAAGAAACCCAGGCGCUCCAAAAGAGCUCCUGCCACUGCCAUCGGCAAUGGCGGCGACAACGGGAAGCGGAGCUCUGCCUUCAGAGGAGUCACAAGGCACCGAUGGACAGGGAGAUUCGAAGCUCAUCUCUGGGACAAGCAUUGCUGGAACCCCAUCCAGAACAAGAAGGGAAGACAAGUUUAUUUGGGUGCUUACGAUGCCGAGGAGGCUGCGGCCCGCACCUACGAUCUUGCGGCGCUCAAAUAUUGGGGUCCAGAAACAGUCCUAAACUUUCCUCUUCAGACAUACGCCGAAGAGUACGAGCAGAUGCAGAGCAUGUCCAAAGAAGAGUACUUGGCUUCGCUUCGGCGCAGGAGCAGCGGGUUCUCGAGAGGCGUCUCCAAGUACCGUGGGGUUGCCAGGCAUCAUCACAAUGGCCGCUGGGAGGCCAGGAUCGGCCGAGUUCUCGGCAACAAGUACCUCUAUUUAGGAACUUUCAGUACGCAGGAGGAGGCAGCCCAAGCCUACGAUCUUGCUGCUAUAGAGUACAGAGGCCCCAACGCAGUGACCAACUUCGACAUCAGCUGCUACAUGAAAUGCCCGCAGAAGCCUCUCCUCCCGAAACCCGAGCCACAGCCGCCGCAGGAGGAACAGAGAUCCGAGGAGCUCAUCGAUCAAACACCAGGAGAUGAGAGCAUGAUGGAGAUCCCUUGGACCCCGUGCAUGGAUCACGGCUUCAGCAUCUAUCCGGACCACCACGCCGGCCUCCACCGGACGGACUACCUGCACGGCUUUCUGGACGGUGGCGGCUUCGAGGACAACAUCGAGUGCCUGUUCGAAGGAUCCGAGGCAAACGAAGGCACGGACGGUGGCGGAGGCGAUGAGGCUCGUGAUGCAGGGAAUGCGGACAUCUCGAUUGCAACGCAAGCUGAAGAGGUUGGCGAAAUGGCUUCUUGUCAGAUGAACUCAGUCUCCUACGCUUCCCCAAUUAGCAUAUGUUCUUAGGAUUCGCGUUGAAGGGUGUACUGUUGUGUGUUUUGACUUGGACUCGGAAAACUUUGACUUUUGUGGUAGGUGGUGCAGGUAGUAGUAGUAGUAGUACUCUGGUACUGGUCCUCUGAACUUUUUAGGAAAAGGAGUUCAUUUUGUUCUCAUGUCUUGUUUCAUUUUCCCCACCUCUUUUGUUUUCUUGUGCGUGCAGCUCAUGAAAUCUUUAGUACAGAACUACUGUAA